AAAAAAAACAAUUGUGUCCCUCAAUGGGAGAUGACAAAUUACUGCUUGUACGCGACGUGUUUGCAGUCCGUCUAUUUAUGAGGGUAUGCGGCGCCACUUAUACCCCAACCAGUUAUUACCAUCGCUCAUCCGUGUCUGUACUGUGCAUCUCUCCAUGUCGCUUUAGUGCGUGAUCUCGCACCACUCAUACCGAUCUCUGCAUGUAAACGAGAUGGUUUCAAUUUAUUGUGUCAGUCUGUUGAGUGCUCUUGUUGGCUGCGUGCGAAUACCAGAAGAGGAGCGGUACGGACAUCAUACACUCUUCAGGCCUUUGAAAAACUACCUUGGGGCAGGUUUACUUUGCUACCAGUUAUUGGCGUGUUGAUGCAAGAUGGUAGUGGAUACGAGCGACUUAAACUGUUCAGAUCUGUACCAACUGGACUUAUCAGAUGAUAUCAAGCGGGCCUCUACCUACCUGAUUAACCCAGGAUCUCGAGCAAUAGCCCUGGGUGUCCAGAUCCUGGCUCUGAUCAUUGGUGUGCCAGGGAAUGUAUCGUUCCUCGUGGCUGUUGCUCGGGUUGCUUACAUGAAGACCAUCACAAACAUCUUCCUGGUCAACCUAGCCAUAGCUGAUAUUAUCUUCUUGUUCUUCACGAUCGUCAGUUAUCUACUGUACCUGCCAGCCCCGGUGCGUAGUCACAUCCACUCUUUGCUCAACCUCAGUUGCUCUGUGUCGUUCGCCAUUCCAUUCCUGACCUACUUCACCUCCGUCGCGACAGUUUGCCUGGUAUCUGCCGAGCGCUACCACGCCAUUUGCCGGCCGCUGAAGCACCUGGCUGUCAACACCAAGCGCCGGGCGGUCAAGCUUGUCCUGGGCACCUGGUGCGUGGGCUUGGCCUUCACCUGCCUCGCCGUCUUGCAGUACGCCGACCCGGUCCGUAUCUGCGUCACUUGGCCCAGCGGUGGUAACGACACCGAGAAAUUCGCCGAUCUGCCGGACAUCAUCGGCUUUUGUCUGCCGCUGGCACCUUGGGCCCUGGUCGUGGGCAACCUGGCUUCAUCCGUACCGUUCAUGAUCGCACUGGUUGGCAAUGCAUUCAUGUACAUCCAGAUCAUCCGUACUCUGGGAAACCGACAUAUUACCAACACCGACGAGCAAGACGAGUCGGUUAGCAGAGCUCGCCUGGUCCGCAACCAAGUCGCCCGCAUGCUGGUCAUCAAUGGCACGGUCUUCUUCAUCUGCCAGUUCCCUUAUGCCUGCAUCAAUUUCGUCUACAUAUCCGGCCUUGCCAAGGGGAUGUCCUUCCUGCAAGUUAACGAUCUUCAGAACAGUUUGAGAGUUUUCAGCCACAGUUUAUUGUUUCUCAACUCAGCUAUCAAUCCUAUCAUUUAUUGUGCUGUGUGCCCAUCUUACCGUCGGGCGGUACGCACGGCGUUUACCAGCUCAACGCACUCCACAAACACAUAUUAGGAACCUGUCAAUACGUUUCACCAUCCGUAACAAAAAGGUCAGGAAUUUCAUCUUUUUUGAAGGUACUAUACAAUGCAUUGGUUUAACCUUAUUAGCCACGAAACACCGUCUUUGGCAGAUUCACCCCAGAAAUAAGACAGAAAUGGAUUGUUCGGUAUCCGCCGUUCACCGACAUGAUGCCAUGAACAUGAACUCUGCGAGAAACGGGGUAAAAUCAAUGCAAGUCUCGUUAAAGGGAAUGUACAUCAUUGGCUUUUGCUGUAAUUUUCAGAAAUGAACUAUUUAAGGGGUUAGUAUAAU
Patiria miniata (bat star) is the source of this 1750-nucleotide messenger RNA. RefSeq names its product orexin receptor type 1-like. Bases 371 to 1450 code for a protein of 359 amino acids. The transcript has a single exon. Gene Ontology annotation, cellular component: plasma membrane. Lineage: Eukaryota; Metazoa; Echinodermata; Asteroidea; Valvatida; Asterinidae. The record is from RefSeq and is a predicted model, not a curated record. Gene Ontology annotation, molecular function: G protein-coupled receptor activity. Gene Ontology annotation, biological process: G protein-coupled receptor signaling pathway.